AUGUGUCCAGUUGUAGCGCUUGGAGCUGCGGUGUUGGGUGACCUCAUGUGUCCAGUUGUAGCACUUGGAGCUGCGGUGUUGGGUGACCUCAUGUGUCCAGUUGUAGCACUUGGAGCUGCGGUGUUGGGUGACCUCGUGCGGCCGGUUGUAGCGCUUGGGGCUGCGGUGUUGGGUGACCUCGUGUGUCCAGCUGGAGCGGCUAUGUUGGUCGGUGUAGCCAGCUUGGCGUAUCCAGAGAGGGUGUUGCUGAUGGAUGUCCUCUUGUGGCCAACAUCCGAACUCACGGGAAGUCUGUGGGACGGCUGCGUUGCGGCGACAACAGGAGCGGGUUUUGUAGACACUCGGUUAGUGGGUGCAGUGGCGGUGAGGGAACUUCGUCUGGCGGCCAUGUCUCUACUGGGGGCGCGCGCCGCAGCGCUUCUACUGGCCGCAGGAAUAUUGGUGUGUGGAACGGAGGAUGACUGCCGCAUCGGUGACGACGGCAUAGUGUGUUUUGUAGCCGCACUCGCAAGGUUCUUUGGUGCACCCCGCGUGGACUGA
Messenger RNA from Trypanosoma grayi, 540 nucleotides. RefSeq lists its product as hypothetical. The transcript has a single exon. Lineage: Eukaryota; Euglenozoa; Kinetoplastea; Trypanosomatida; Trypanosomatidae. The record is from RefSeq and is a predicted model, not a curated record. The coding region runs from base 1 to 540 and encodes 179 amino acids.